This is a messenger RNA of Trichogramma pretiosum, 2240 nucleotides long. RefSeq lists its product as uncharacterized. The record is from RefSeq and is a predicted model, not a curated record. The transcript is spliced from 4 exons. NCBI's taxonomy places the organism in Eukaryota, Metazoa, Arthropoda, Insecta, Hymenoptera, Trichogrammatidae. The coding region runs from base 569 to 1012 and encodes 147 amino acids.
AUUUAGUUGUUUUUUUUCUUAAUUAAACCAUCGUAGAGAUCAAUGAUUUCUAUAAACAGAAAAGAUAGCGUAAACGGAAGUUUUAAUUAUUAUUUAUAACCAUAACAGUUAUCAUAACAAUUUAAGUGGGAGUAAGCCGCGCAAAGAUGUACCACGUUACAAUAUAAGAUCCUCCAGAGUAGUGAGUGAGAGUGGAGUAGAGAGGGGUGGAAAUAACGACGUGCAACGUUUGAACGUAGGUGGGUAGGUGGGAAAAUACCCUUGCUCCAAAUUCUACAGGUGGUAGGAGUGCAGAGCUCUCACGCUUUGACGGCGCGCGAUCCGAGAGCUAUAGUACGAGCGAAGGAAUCAUUACUACAUAUUGCCUCGCUCGGUGAACGUUCGGUUCGAUCGCUAAGAAUAUCGCCGUCAAUCGGGUAAAAUUUUAAAAUUGUCUAUUUCUGUAGUUCAAGCAGCUAUUGAUACUGCUUUCGAUAUAUUAAUAUCCCGUUGACAAUUUCCGAGCGAAAAUAAAUUUUUCUUACGUCAAAGUGGUGUUGAACAAUUAAGAAGCGAGAAACUCGACGUAAUGAAGAUGUACACCAGCAAAAUGAGCCGACGGUUGUGCUUCCUGGCGAUAUCGCUUCUUAAUAUUUUUGGUGCCUCAAUGAUUGAAGCAGCACCACAUGCACUACCGCCGGACGUGAUGUUCCGUGAAAGCUAUGGAUAUCCAAAGUACAAAGAACCGCUCGUUGAAAGUUUGAAAAAAAUGAUGGAAAAGAAAGAAGAGAAAAUUGAAAGGGACAUAGCUGAGCUGACCGCGGAAAAAAUGGAAAUUCAAGCUUUCAUGGACGAAGAAUUGGAGCAAAAAGAUUUGUCGCAAGCAGAGGAUGUUUCGGUAGAGGAUGGCGAAUCUCUACCUGUGGCAGAAGGAGCUUACAGCAAUGGACCUUUGCAUUCAGGAAAACGAACUAGCUAUAUGGCUCUUUGUCAUUUCAAAAUUUGCAACAUGGGUCGGAAACGUCAACUGUAAGCACGCUUAUUAUAUUUUAGUUUAAUUUAAAUGUUUUAGAGAUUGAAAUCCUAGUUUAUUAAUAUUAUUUAUAAAAAAUAAAAUUUUUUAGUUAAAAAGUGAAAUGUAACCCAUUAGAAUUUAAAAUAAGGUGAAUAUUUAAUCAGCAGCACGUUACAAAAAAACUAUUUUAUAACAUUCGAAAUAAGCUGCGUCACUAUUAGAUUAAAAUUUAUACAGUUAAUUUUGAGUAAUAAAUAUAGUCAUUCAAAAUUCAUUUGUUGAUUUGAUUCGAUAAUAGUUUUUUUUAAUGACUAUGAUCAUAUAAUAAAAAAAUUCCUUCAACAUUAAACUUGCGUAAAUUCAGCAGGGUAUAUUACCUUAUGAUUAAUGAUAAUUAUAUUUUGAGAGUAUGUUCUCAUGUAAGGAUGUAGAUAAAGCGUUAAAUUCGUAAGAUUAAAUUGUAUAUUUCAAGUAUUAUUAUUACACGAAAGAAGACUUAAACAAACGUUGAGCGAUUGUUGCCACAAAAGUUUAUUAAAAAGUAUCACUACUACUGCGUUAUUUUUUGAGAUUAUAUUUUUCGUCUAAGAGGAGGUUAAAAAACAGUGACAAAGCAUUAAUUUAUAACAGCGACAUAAUUCGUUUAUUUUUUCUAAACGAAUAAAUAACGUCUCAUGUUGUUUCAGUAUUUCAUGUAAAUAAUGAGAUUUAGCAUGAGGAGACUGAAGUGAAAAGAAAACGUAUUAGUGUGAAUUAUUUUUCAUAGCAUAUAGUGAAAAAAAUGUAAAGUUGCUUGAAUCUUUUAAUAUUACUGGUAGUAUAUUAUGUUUGACAUAAUUUCAACUAUACAAUUACAGUAUAUGUAUAUAUGGAGAUGUAAAAAUGCGUUUGUAGUGAAUAGUUUAUUUUUAAAAUUAGUUCCAUUUAUAAGAAAAUAAGAAAAGUUUUUAUUUUGAAUUUUAAUACAAUUAAUAUCCAAAUAAAAUGUUUCAAUUUGUAAAUAUAAGAAUGAUAUUCUUGAUCAAUUUUUUUCCUUCAAUUAGUGUACUUCUUCUCGAGGCCAUGACGUAUACAAAAACGUAGAAGAACUUAGAAUUACUAUUUUAAAUUAAUUACUAAUCCAAAUUAUUACAUUUACAAACUGUUUAUUAAUUAAGUAUUUUGUUGAUAAAUACAGCGACGUACAAAUAUAUUUUUAAUUCAAUUUAUAUUAUAUUUUAGAAACAUUAAAUUUUCUUUAAAUGAU